Molecule: messenger RNA, 3828 nt
Organism: Pocillopora meandrina
Lineage: Eukaryota; Metazoa; Cnidaria; Anthozoa; Scleractinia; Pocilloporidae
Source: the annotation of a GenBank genome assembly
AAGGAUAAAGCUUGAAGUAAACACAGAUUCGGUUAUUUCAGUGCUGAGAUUCACCGGGCUGUGUCUUAGAGAGACUUCUGUUGCUGUGGGCUCCAGAAACUCAGGUAAUGUUCUGUUCCCCCUGAACCUCUACAUGUUUCUUUCUUUCUUUCAGCCUUUCUUUUCAACAUAUCUUGAGCGAAAAGAAGUAGCUAGAACCAUUUUUCCAAUUUCUUCAUUUAAUCUUCUGCGCCCAUCGUUUGAUAGCUUACUCGUCAAUUUCUCAAAAGGUGCGUAGGAAAUUACUUUAAGUCGGAAAUCCAGUUAAACAGAUUAAAACACAUAAAGGAAAUCAUGAACUUUAAGUUGUAUAAGUUUCGAUUUGCCAUAUGGCUAAAUUUUUGCCCAUAAUUUUCUUUUUCUUUUUUUCUUUUAUGGGUGCUUCCACUGUACUCGAAUAAAACCAUGUUCAUUUAAUUUACUUUUCAUGUUAUUUUUAAUCUUGACUUGAGGUGAUUCCUCAGUAUUGCACUGCGCAUACAAAUCGCGUAAUCAAGCGAAAAAGUGGGCGCGCAUUCCGAGAACUGCUCCAUACGCUCGAGACUUUCUCCCUAUCAGGUUUCUCUUUUAUCAAGUGUUACUUUAAACCCUAACUUCCAGCUACCGCAAAAUGUACCUUAAAGCGAUGAAAUAGCGCGCGAUUAGUGCCAGUACAGAUAUAAAUGAAGUAAGUUUAGCCCAUCAUAUCUUUUAAACAAGUGACAUAUUUUUUUCACUGUUUCAUUUUUCGAAACCGACAUUGGCAGGGGAAAUUUAUUGAAAGUUAAAAAAAAAAAACGGUUCAAUAACUUUUUUUCUGAGGAAUCACCUUAAGCUUUAAUGUCUCGCUCGACAAGACAUUUUCAGUUGCGAGUUUGUGAAUCUUUCCCAUACACCUUAGGUGGAUCAUAAAUUUCUUUGAAACCUCACGUUUAAAGAUCAUGGCUUCGAAGUAUCUGUUGAUUGUUUUGCUGUUUGCUUGGAGGCCAGGUGUGUAAAAUAACAUGAUUUUUCCUAUAAGUUAUAAAAGCUGCAGAAUUCAGAAGGAAUCAAGAAUGUGCUUUCUAAUUAUGAUAAACAGGGGCGUGGUUCAAAUUUAUUUUUAAGAGGGUGAGGUCCAUUAUUUUAAACCCAGGCUUCUUGGCUUACUUUCAGUUGACAUCCACUUUUAUUAUCUAGCGAUCGAUAUUUUGUCGGCUGAACAGUGAGCGAUGCAUGAUGGGUAUAUUUUUCAAACUUGAGCUAUUUUGCCAUCUGAAUCGUAAGGUUUCCAUGAAGAUGAACUGCAGUAAAAAAAUAUAAUAGUAAACAUAAAAGGAUAAUUAUAUAUAAUUAUAUAAUUAUAUAUAUCCCAAAGGAUAGAGGUUAAGGACACCAUGGUACCUUCCCUCAUGGUACCUUCGCCCAUCCAUGGUAUUUUCCCCUUGAUACCUUCCCCUAGCUACGCCGCUUAUCUAGAAUUAAUUGGGAGGAGAGUAAGAGAGUUUCAAAUUUCCUGGUAACUCAGCUUCCAAUAUGAUAACCCGGUAUGGAAAUCACGUCUUCCGAGAAAACGUCAUCCCGUGAAAAAAAAGGUUCCAUUACCCUGGGAUCCUGUUUCGGAGGGUUCGUAAAUAUAUGUUGAAACUGAAAUUUAUCUUUUUAUUCAUUCAUUUAUUCAUUUUCAUUCCUUUCUUUUUUCCUGAUUGUUUAGUCAAAUCGGCUUGGUGCGAUGAUGUCAAGUACAGCAAAAACAGAAUAGACAGUGAUAAAUACAUAAAUAAUUGUAUUCCGAAACCGUGGCAACCUCUCUUCAAAGGACUGAAAAAAACAUAUUAUGGUGAAAGCUCCAUCUCCAGGUUAGGACAUUUGGCAGACAAUCUUAAGAAUGAAGGUAAACAACUGAAAAACGCCAUUGAACCUCAAAUGCCAUUGCUGUUUAAGGCUUUGGAGCUGGUGAAGCCAAAAGAUGUGAAAGUGGUGAUUUUAGGCCAGGAUCCAACUCCACAAAAAGACAAAGCUACUGGUGUGGCAUUUCACGUGGAAAGAACUCGUUUUGUUCCAGCGGUACUGCACAUGUUUUUAGAAGUCGCCUUUGAAGGUUUUCCUGUGGACCUAAAUGCUGGUAAAAUUACUAGCUGGGCGAAGCAAGGCGUCCUUCUGCUUAACACGGCGUUUACAUGUCCACAUGAGCCUAAAAUUCAUGGAAGACACUUAGCUAUAUGGAGAGAUUUCACCAUAUCCCUGAUCAGGUAUAUUGGGGGUAACACAGCGGGUCCUUCUGUUUGGCUAUUGUGGGGGGAAGAGGCUAAAAAGUUCUCAAAGUAUAUAAAUAAAAAGCACCUUAUAAUUGAUGGAGGGCACCCUUCACCUAUGGGCAUCGCCAAACGUGGAGAUUCGUUUUUUGGUGGCAACUACUUUAAUGGUGCCAAUCAGUUUUUGUGGAGCAAUGGUCGUAAAACCAUAGACUGGUCAUUAUCUGAAAGCGGGUUGAAUAGUUUAAAACUAAUCCCUGAAAAUUGGGAACAACAGCUUAAAAAUGAAAAAAUAAAAUUACAAUAUGAGCUAAAUGAAGGAAAAAAUGAAAUAAUUGAAGGACAAGAAAAAUUCAUGCUCAAAAAAAACCGCCUGAAACAAAUCAACCAACAUUUGCAACAAUUGCAGUGUGUUCCAUAUGAACAACUUGAAUACAACUACAAGAAAAUGAUACGCAAACUUCUUGAGAAGAAAGAGAAGGUUUGUUCAUCGCUGUUUUGAUGAUAAAUGAGUGUUAAAUCGUGUUUCUCAUGACUGAAAGUCUCUGUCAGUUGUAGAACUAAGUAGUUGAGAGCGACUCUCCGAAAGACCGAUCUAGUCGAUUUUGCCGGCGAGUAAAGUAAUCAAUAAUCCCAUCAAGAAAACCAGCGAUUAUUCUUGUGUCUUCCUUCUACUUUGCAAGGAAUAUCAUAUUCAAAUUAAUAACCCAAAGAGUGCCAAUGGUAGUAACAUGUUUGUUAAAUGAAAAUACUUUAAAAUCCUAAAUGCUAAAUCGCUUGAUACUUUUAGGCCGUAAAAAGAUGACUGUGUGUUGUUGUAUAAUGGUCAAAUAGUAUAGUUGCAGUAACUCGGAUAAAUCUGUAAAUACCAUGAGAUAGAAGUCACUUGCACUGUUACUCGAGAUUUAUCAAUUAGAGACUAGCAUUAAUAGUCUAAAGUUUAAAAUAAAAGUUUAGGUAUAUGUUUUAUAUACAUUUAUCAUGUGAUAUCACCGCCUAUAAAAUAUCGCUGACACCAUACACUGGUACACCAUAUUCAGAAUUUUUCCUAAUCUGUCCAAAACCAAUAAUUUAACAUUGUAGCUCAAAACAUGAAUGAUCAUGUAUCAAUAAAUGGAUGAAUAUUUAAAUCGAUAUCCAAAUGAGAGAAUUAUAGAACGAAGCCGAAUGAAAAAAAACCCAUAAAAUUGUACAAUCUACGUAAUGCAGGCAAUUCAAAUGGGGUUUUACAAGUUGAUAUCUUGCAUUCAACGUUUGGAGCAAUAUAUUUCCGAAAGGUCAGCUAUGAUAAGCGUAUACAUCAUAGGCUUAGCUAUUUCAAGAGCUAAAUAUUAUUGCCUAACAUUAUCAGUUAAUUAUAAUAGCCUCUCAAAUCUGAUAUAGCCGCCCAGGUGACUAACUGAAUUGUUCUUUUCAUCUCGCUAAGAGUACGUAGCUUGUUGGUGAUACUUAGCUACCCUUGUCACUUCUCGCAUUAGUUACGUUCUGCCCUUUUUCAGAAAAGGUUAUAUCCUUCAUAAGCCAUAUAUAUCCAUCACAAAUAUGUUUAUUGGACAAUAAAGUUUAUCUUUCAACU